AUGGAGAACGUCUCAGAGGAAGAUUUACCCAUAAACGCAAACGUUAUCGGAUUGCGCAAGCAUUCUAUUACUGGACCUAGACGGGCAGUCCUUGUCAUAUCCUUGCUUACUGGACUGCUCUUUUCCAGUCUCGACACUUCGAUCGUUUCCACUUCUCUCGUAACUAUCUCGCACGACCUGAACGAUUUUACAAACGCUCCAUGGAUCGUUCUAGCAUACCUCUUGACUUAUAUGGGGUUCGCCGUUUGUGUAUCCAAACUGAGUGACAUUUAUGGACGACGAAACAUGCUCGUGGUAUCGUGGGUCAUAUUCGUCGGAUUCUCACAGGGUUGUGGAUCAGCUACAAGUAUGACAGCUUUAAUCGUAUGCCGGGCUUUCCAAGGUAUGGGAGCAUCCGGUCUGUACAGCUUGACACAAAUUGGCCUUGUAGAAGUUGGACCUUCCCAUCGUCCCAGUUUGAUAGGAGCUAUGAUUGGGGCAACGUUAGCAGUCGCCUUUGUGCUAGGCCCUAUAAUUGGCGGUGCAGUUUCUCAGCUUUCAGAUUGGAGAUGGUUGUUCAACAUGAACAUUCCAUUUGGCUUAAUUGCAAUUCUAACGAUCACGAACCUCUGGCCUCACGAAGAAGUGGCGCACUUCUUUUCCUGGAAAGCUUUUGUUAGCAUUGAUUUCAUUGGCAGCGCAACUCUUCUAGCCAGCUCUGGUUUUCUGGUAUUUGCUGUUCAGCAGGCCGGGUCAGAGACAUUUGCCUGGGGAAGCCCAGAGAUAAUCUCAGCGUUGGCUAUAUCGGGCGUGAGCUGGUUUGUGUUUGUGUGGUGGGAAGUGUACCUGGAGACAAAGCCACUGCGCAACAUUGAACCAAUCUUUCCAAUUCGGUUGAUGCUAAGACGGGUUUACUCUGCUGGGUUACUGGUCACCUUGUUUACAGGCUUCCCUUACAUUUCGCUUUCCAUCAUCAUUCCCGAGAGAUUCCAGAUUGUCAGCCGCGAAGAGGUAUUGAUGGCUGGAGUACAUAUCCUUCCCAUGCUUGGUGCUUGUGCUAUUGGCUCAUUUCUCGGAGGAGCGAUAUCCAGCCGGAGGAACAACACCUCCGUAACGCUUUUCGGGGCCUCAUGCCUCCAGCUACUUGGUGUUGGUCUAAUGUCGAUGUUGACCGAACCUGAUUCUCAUACCAAAACUCAGUAUGCGUUCCAAGCAAUAUUCGGACUCGGGGUCGGACUUUCUUUCUCCGCAGCAACUAUCAUGACCAGUAUACUUGCUGCCGAACGGAGUGAACUCGCAUCUGCACAAGGUGCGGUAGCACAGGCCCGUGUCUUGGGCGGUUGUAUUGGUCUGGCUGUUUGCACCGUCAUAUUCAACUCUCACGUCAACGAGUACCUCAAAAACCAUUUGACAUCGACACAGAUCGACAGCCUGCAUCGAUCGCCGUUGACCAGUCUGCAACUGCCGGUGAAUCUCCAAGACCUAGUCAAGGAUGUCUAUGCUGGUGCUUUCGCACAGGAGAUCAAAGUCAUGAUGCUCGUCUGUGGCGUUAUGGUGGUAAUAUCUCUAUUUUCACUUGAAAGAAGCCCUGCGCCACUGGAGAGGUUGACUGCCUUCCCUAAGGAUGAGUUCUCCUCCAGACGAGGCAGUGAGUCUGCAACUGAGAUGACCGACAUAUCGAGCAUCCACCGUUCUGUAUGA
Molecule: messenger RNA, 1680 nt
Organism: Fusarium sp. VM40
Lineage: Eukaryota; Fungi; Ascomycota; Sordariomycetes; Hypocreales; Nectriaceae
Source: the annotation of a GenBank genome assembly